Molecule: messenger RNA, 3877 nt
Organism: Rhinichthys klamathensis goyatoka
Lineage: Eukaryota; Metazoa; Chordata; Actinopteri; Cypriniformes; Leuciscidae
Gene: rassf3
Product: Ras association domain family member 3
Exons: 6
Coding region: 117-1313 (398 amino acids)
Biological process (GO): signal transduction
Cellular component (GO): cytoplasm
Source: RefSeq, a predicted model, not a curated record
AAUCCUCCGUCUUAGAGAACCUCGGCGAAAUUUUCUCGAAGCCUGAGAAAUGUCUCAUUGCAAACCUCCAAGAACCGGCUUCUUAGAUCUACAGGUGUUUCUGCGUUUCCUAUGGCAUGAUGCAUCACAGUAGGAAGUACUCGCCACCGCGCCACUGCGUCGUCGGGACGCCUCUAGUUGUACCUCAGCUGAACCGGUUACCGACCUUUCGGGUGGAAGAAGGUCACCCGAUGGAGAAGAAUUCACCGAAAGCCAAAUCCAGAAUGCGCAACGCGAAGGUGAAGGCGGUGAAGAGAGCUCCGUCUCCCCAAAGACCACGCGUCUCUCCAAAACCCGUUCAAAGCGAAGCGCUACCGAAGGUGGCGGAGAACGGUGGAGCCGGACAGCGGUCUCGAAAGAGGGGCUUCAAACCCCCAGAUGUGAGGACGAUAUUCGACCCACGCGUAAAAGUGGAGAGAGGAGAAGGACACUCGUUUUGUGAGGACGCGACGCACGCUUGGUGCGAUGUGUGUUGCUCGUAUAUCUUUCAAGAUGGCUUGACCUGCACAGGUUGCAAAUACACAUGUCAUGCUCAGUGCCGUGACCAGGUGGCGCUAGACUGCCAUCAGAACGGAUCCAUCAAUGGCUGCCCACUCAGCGCUCUUGCUCAGGACCAUCUGAACAACAACCAGUCCUCACACAGCGAUGUGGAGAAAGAGAAAGAGCUGCGCACUCAUCUCACUCAUGAGGAGAUCAGAAAGAAGGUCGAGCAGUACAACGCAGACUCACGUGACCACUUUAAAAUGACACUGAAUUCUAGCGGCAUGUACACAGGCUUCAUCAAGGUGCAGAUGGACCUGCGGAGGCCCAUCACGGUGAAAGGAGGUGGGGCAGGAGGGGUCAAAGGUCAAGAGGCGUUUUACCUUCCGCGUGGCUCCAUAAACACCCUGCACAUCAGCAGCACCAACACAGUGCGACAGGUGAUCGAAGCCAUGCUGAAAAAGUUCACCGUGGCCGACAACCCCGCCAAGUUCGCCUUGUUCAAACGCUUCAGCAGAGAAGACCAAGUGUACACCUGUAAGCUGUCAGAGGAAGAACACCCUCUGUUCCUGCGUCUGGUGGCGGGACCCAGCACUGACACGCUCAGCUUUGUCCUGAAGGAGCAGCAAACCGGUGAAGUCUUGUGGGACGCCUUUUCCAUCCCCGAACUGCAUAACUUCCUCCGCAUCCUGGAAAAAGAGGAACAGGACCAAAUCUGUGCGAUAACCAGACGCUACAACACCUACAGAGAGAAACUGGACGAGGCCAUGAGAGCAGCGGGCGGCCCAGGCUAAAGCUACCCUGCUGACAGAAGGAACUGCAGCACUGCUGCCUCUAGUGGUCACUGUCUGUAAUGAACACUAUUCGGUGUCACUGUGCCAAGUGGACACCCCUCAGAAACUCAGAGGAGAGCACUGACCUCCCAGAAUGCACCUCAGGUGCCAUAUUUACCCUUCCGCCCCCUUGUGAUCUUUCACAGUUUCAACCGUCGCAGUUAUUUCUCAUGUUUUCUGUUCUUUUACCUCGUGAAGUUGUGAAUGAUGCAAACGUGAAAUUGUUUUUUAUUUAAUUGUUGGAUGCUGUGGUUUGUAAAUAUUUCUGUUUGUUGUUUUAAUUUAUGUGGGUGAAGUUUUAUUCUUUUGUUUAUUUUACUGAAAGAGUCUUAUUUUAUUUCAAAUAUAUUAUUGACCAGAAACUGAUGGGAUUGGGGAUUAUUUUUGUUUUAUAUUAAAUACCAAUUGACUCAUAAUGUGCCCUACCAAAGAUAGUGUUGGCAUUUGAUGUGCUGUUGACAAAAUGAGGACAAACGUAGCACGUGACAAAGACCUGAAAACCACGUGAGACCAAACGGACAGGAAGAGUAUGUUUGUGAUGGAGAGGUUUGAAUGUGAUGAUGUAGGGGCAGGAAAUGAGGACUAAAACAAUGGAGCAUUUCAUAAUCAUUAGUGGCUGAAUGGAUGGCAUAAAUGCAAAUUAAAAACCAAACUUGCGUUUAUUUUAAUUCAGAAAAAGUAUGCAUAAGGAUUCUUAGGUGAUGUGCUGGAAUUGUAACCGAACGGAUUUCAGGAAGUUGGAAAGAGGAGCUUAGGGGAUGUUUGAAAGUAUGUGGGAAGUGUCACGCAGAGGCAGAGCAGACUGAUGUUGGCCAGGGUCAGACCAGACGCUCUUUCUCAUGAUGGGACGUGAUGACCUCGGGUUUGAGCAGAUCAACAGUCAACAGGGCAUUUGUUUUUCAGUGAUCUCAUCAACCCUGGAAAACGAGUUAGAGGGCGUCUUUGGGACAAAUGACAGAAUAUAUAAGUAAUGAAGUUGUUUGUUUUGAUGCUACAGCCUGAAAAUGGUCAAUUUAAGCUACGUCUGUCAAGUUCUACUUGCAGUGUGAUCUUACUUUCUGUGAUACGUAAAUAUAUGUAUAAUCACACUGAUCCGAUUUCCUGUAGCAAGAGGAUAUAAAGCUCUGCCAAUAGUUUAUUUUACAAGCAUUUCUUCAUGGCAUGGAGAUGUAGCUGAACUGUUACCGUUGUGAGGUACACUAAAAUAAACGCAGACACGUUAAUGGUCAGUGCUACUUUGUCACAGCAGCAUUCAAGGUCAACACUAAUGGCGAUGAUUUUAAAUGAUACUUGUGUAUCAGUAGGUGGUUUAAUAUGUAUACACAUUUAUAUUUGAAUUUCUGUAUGCUAGUGCUGCAUGACGGUUUCCUGAAGGGUACUGCAACAUUAUAUUGUGACGCAUGCAUAGCGAGGUAGCGACACCUUGUGACCAACUGCUGUAACUACAUCUCUGCAGUCUUGUGUCUCACCUGUGUCAGUUAAUUCAAUUGUCUUAGACACAGAUUGUGUGCUUUUUUUUCUUUAUUAUUAUUGGUUUUAUAACCUCUAACCAAAGAUAUUAUUAAAAUGCAUAGUUUAAUUUAAGUUUGAAACAAAUUGCCUGGUGCAAUCAGUUUGAACACCUCAAUAAACUGAGGUUAAAUUACAGUAUCUAUCUUGUCCAAUGGUUUUACCAUGGCAACUUUAAUUGUAAACACUGGGGUAAAUUAGAGUAAUUUGUGUAAUUUUAUUGUGUGAAAUUGUGUACACAACAGUCUCAAUAUAUACAAUCGAAGAGGAUUUGUCAGGGGAAUAAGACCAGUAAUUUUAUAAAUGCUUUUUGGGCACUUUGUUUUAAUUCAGGGAGUUAUUUCGUUUUAUUAGUCUUCAUCAGAUGCCUAUUGCCUUCCACUGUUUUUAAACGGCAUUGCAUCUAGUGGAAGCUCAGUUAUGUUGUAUGAUUUUUUUUUUUUUUUUAUAAAUAAAGCUGUUUCAGUACUUGAUUUUUUUUUUCUUAAACAAGCUUUUUGUUUGUAGAGUAAGACUGUGAAUGAAUGUUAAAUUGUAUUCAUGUAUAGUAAAGUGGUGUGGAUACGAGUGAACUGCUUCAAUACUUUUAAGUAUACGUGCAUGUGUUAUAUUAAUUCAUGCAUAUUUUAUGGCUGUUUUAGGACAUCACAGGCCAGUGCUGUUGAUCUUUCUGUUUAACAACAUAGUUAGCUCACAAAUCCCAUACUCUGUAUUUGCCAAAAAUUCUCAUUUUCUUCCACAGUUUUAAGUUACGUGGUUUUGGGGAUGUUAAUGAUGUAAGUUUUUAUAUAUCGAAGAUGAAGCGAGGACUCUGUUGGCAGAAGUGGCAUGAAUAUUGUCCUUGAGAGGUUUAGAAAAGCUUCACUAAAUAUGCAUUUAUAGAAUCCAAAUGAGUCCACAUGUCAUGCAUUUUUGACAAUGACCGGGUUCUUUGAGGGUUUGUAUUGUUACCAAUCGUGGCCUUUCUUGUUGAAGACAUGGUUUCUUUAAAUAAAGAGUAAAUGUUUCUCAAUUCA